GCAAUACCAUUUACCAUAUCAUCCUGACCGUUGCUAACCCAGUGAAGUGAUUGUUCUCUUCAAAUCGUAACUGAAGCGUCAACAACCUGAUUCGUCCCAGCUUCUUCGGUUUUUGUCCCCAGGAUGUACCGUCCUUCUUCAGCAUGUCGCCAUGGUCUUACUCUACAAAAGAAUAACGGCCAGCGAAACAAAAUAAAUGAUGGAUAUCUACGUGGUGACAAAUGUAUGGCCAGUUGACGCUUGGAAUCCCUCACACAAAUGCAGCUUCAUUAUUUUCGGAUGCGCUGGAGAAAAAGAUAUAUGCUGCUGUUGCUUCUACUGUCAAUUACCUUUUUUUACUUCCUCAGUAGAAUUGAUCGAUUCACCUGUGUCACCGGAUCACAUCUCGAUUGUAAUUCAACACCAUUUUUGCUCCCAGUCAAGUCUGGCCUUUGUGUGCCACCCCUAAAUCUUCACUUUUCUCCUGUCAGCCAUCGUUUAGCUGUGAUUAUACCGUUUAGGGAACGUUUUACGGAGUUGCAUAAUCUGUUACCGCAUCUAGCGGAGUUUCUAAGCAGUCAAGGCGUAUCACAUUCGUUCUAUGUAGUUAAUCAGGUUGAUACCUUCAGAUUCAACAGAGCCGCUUUACUGAACGUUGGUGUGCAGGAGUCUCUGGAAGCCGAAUCAAAAGGUGUUCUUUUGAAGCUGUAUACCACAGAUGGAAUACAUAAACAAGUUGGCUUCGAGCGCUAUUUGUUUCCCCAGACUGACUACCUCGUGUUACAUGACGUUGAUCUUCUUCCCCUUGAUCCGGCCUUGUCGUACUCAUGGCCACCUGAAACGGGUCCUGUACAUCUUAUUCCGGCCACUAUUCAUCCUCGAUACUAUUGGGUGAAGAAUUAUUUUGGUGGAGUCGUCGUAAUUCGUCGUGAGCACUUUAAUCAAGUUAAUGGAUUUUCUAAUUCAUUUUGGGGCUGGGGCUGGGAAGACGAUGAAUUCCGUUUACGAGUUCUUCGUUCGGGUCUCUCAAUCAAUACACCCUCAAACGUAACCUACGGCUUCAAAGCUUUUCGUAUCAUACACAACGAUAUCAGACACAGUCGUGAUGUGAAGACAUACUCAAAUCCAGAAGUGAAGCAACUCCUCCGUGAACUUCGGGGUGGCCUCGACACGACUAACUAUACUGUUGUCGCACGUCGACUCAUGCAUAUUGAUGGUGUCCCAGCGCUUCUCAUCGAUGUUUCGUUACGAUGUAACACUAACAUCUUAAUUUGUAACUGGCCACGUGGACCAAGAUUACUACUCGCUUCCCGGUAUUCACUUUUGUUACACUACUUGGCAGCCCAUCUAAUUUUAUGGAAACAACCUGCCAUUAGGCAGCUGUCUUGUAGCAGCCAAGAGGAAGCGGGCAGUCCAAAACAAACUGAAGGAAACCUAAAAGACUUCAUAGUCAGACGUCGAUCGCUGGAGGUAAACGUUGGAUACGAUACCAUCUGCCGUACCCACCCAGCAGACCAAGUAUAUUCUGAUUGGCCAGGUCGUCAUUUGGCGCGCGACAGCUUAAUUGUUAGACGCGAUGGCGGAUCAAUAACUGCCUUCGCUCUACCCCCUCCAACAAAGACCGUUGCGACAACGAUUGGUGGAGCUAGCCACGAUGCUGUUGGUUGGCCAGGUAGCACGCUCUCUAUGCGUGACUCACCGGAGCGCGUCCACACGCCAUCAUUGAAUGAGGCGGUCACAUCCAGAUGGAACGACCCCAGUCGGCGCUUUAGCGCGUGCAUCGGCACGCAGGCCGUUCAUACUAGUGGAAUUGCUCCCCCGUCAGGGUUUACCACGAGAGUACCGAUCGCGGUUGAUUCCGUAUUCUUUACCCCUCACUCGGGUUCUGUGUCAGCUGUCCCAUUUGCCGUAGUUGAUACUGCAGUCUGUCCGCCUUGUAUCAACCAGGUACAUACCGCGACGUCUAACCAUCCUGCUCAGUCUACAUCUUGUUCUAGGUGCGUUUUUUAUCGCACGAACAGCAUCUCAAGUGCUCGUCCACCACUACCCCCAGUCGAGUCAGAAGUUGCGAUCGGCCAAACUGCCGUGCGUAUUUCGGCGUCCAAAGGAUGUGGCUUCGUGGUGAGUACUUCAAAUGCUCGUGAGCUUCGACUCGUUGCGUCUAACGUUGCAGAUAGAAGGCAAGCAUAUAUUUUACAUUCAUCAGGUUCGUGUGAGAGCCUUCAAAGUCAUACAAUUAAACUUGAUGUGCGGCCAAGUAGACGGACAGCUAGUGGUAUUACUCGUUCAUCGAGAACGGGUUCCUCGCUAGAUCGUAGUGGAUCAUUUAUUUUUGUUGGUCAGCAGAGCGAUACUAUCAUGCCAAAUUCGCCAUCCUCCGGAGGACUAGGUUCUGCAAAAGCCAGUUGCUCUGCCACAAGUCAUGGUACUCACCACCAAACCAGAAUAACUCCGCCUCCAGACUGUUCGAUAUCUGGCCGUCGGUCCUCGCCUGGUUGUAGCCACAAUAACGUAUUUGGAAUUUCACCAGUAAUUGUGCCUUCCAGUGGAAAACCGUCUCCCAACCCUACGCUAACUAGUUUGAAAGCACUACAUCCGCCGAAGAAACAGGUAAAACAAGAACAAUACUUCCGUGUUCAGUUGCCUUGCACUCGUGCCGCCUCGAGGUCCAAAGACUUUGUAGUGACUGACAGCCUCAAACUUUAUGAAAACCAAAUCUCCAACCACUGUGAGGCAGCUCAACGCCCGCAGUCUUGGUGCAUUGAUCUUGGACCAGCAGUCGAUGAACUACCAUUGGCAGGUGAUUCACACUCAGUUUCUCCAACUUCUACCGUCUCAUCGCUUUCCUCGUCCUCUUCAUCAGACGCAUCCCAGGAUUACCGAGAAGUCGCACGAAGAGGGCGUGCGUAUCAAGGUGAGAUUGAUUCUCAUCAGUUAAUCUGUAAUGUCCCAGUCCUUGGACCAGCCACUUUGUUCACACUGUAUCACGAUCAGUUGCAGCUUCUUUGUGACUUCACUAACAACCCUGAUACUCUCGAAGUCUGUUUUCAAAUCCGAAUGACUGGUCUGCUUAUCUGCCUCCAGUAUACUUACUCUUGUGCAAGCGGGUCAGCAAUGGGGUUUUCCUCGUACGUUGGAUUCCCUUUGCUAUAUACAACAAUGUACGAUGCAAGCACUGUAAUUGAACUAACUACCCUCUCGCUCUCUUACCGCAUUCGGCUGCUCGCCUUUGGUAACGCAAAGACCGCCGCAACUGGAUAUGCGAGGGUAGGUAUUGUGUUGAACCAUUG
Messenger RNA from Opisthorchis viverrini, 3269 nucleotides. RefSeq lists its product as hypothetical. Gene Ontology annotation, molecular function: xylosylprotein 4-beta-galactosyltransferase activity. The record is from RefSeq and is a predicted model, not a curated record. The annotation marks the transcript as partial. NCBI's taxonomy places the organism in Eukaryota, Metazoa, Platyhelminthes, Trematoda, Opisthorchiida, Opisthorchiidae. Gene Ontology annotation, biological process: carbohydrate metabolic process; proteoglycan biosynthetic process. The transcript has 8 exons.